UGCAUCAGAUUUGCUCACCACUACACUACGCUCCUCCUAGAGAGAGAAAAAAAAAAAAAAGAGCGAGAGAGAGAGAGACAAACACAGGGAGGACGAAAGAAAAGAACAGCUCGGUUAGAACUAGACGCUCCUCUCUCUCUCUCUCUCUCUCUCUCUCUCUCUCUCUCUCUCUCUGUCUGUUUCACUUUGAAUUUAGUUUCUUAUGAAGUCUGGUAGGGAGAGAGAGAUAGAUCGUGAGCUCGAGAUUUGAGGAAGAAAGAGUGUGGUUGAGGUAUAUAUCCCUUUCAGGCGCUUUCAGUUCAGAUCAGAGUGAAACUUCAGAGAGAAAACUGAAAAACGACAGCGUUUUAAUCGGAGGAAGGAAAAUACUGUCUGUAGUAUCUUAUCUCAGGUGUAUUGCUCAACUGUGCUCACUAACUGUCUCGUGAGUCGUGACACUGACCCCGUAUUUGGAGAUACUGUCGGAGUAGCGAAUUAGCGAUGGACCUACUAUCUUUAAGCCAAAUUCAACAACCUUGCUUAUAACAUCUAACCUGUCUUAUAUUUUAGGAAAGCAAGAGGAAGUGCGAAUAUUUUGACUUCCGCAUUUUGAUUUUCCUUUCUCAGAAUUUGAAAUUAUGACCUUAUUUUUCGUUUAAUUGUUGGUGGGGUUGAAAAGUCCAAACGUGGAGUGUGAGAAAUGGGGUCGAUUGGAGGGGCUGAGCUACCAAAGAUCGAGAAGAUGCAAACAGCAAGUGCCCGUGAAGAGAAGAUUCUUGUUUUGGUGAGGUUGAGGCCCUUGAAUGAGAAGGAGAUUGUGGCAAAUGAAGUUGCUGACUGGGAAUGCAUCAAUGAUACCACCAUCUUGUACCGGAAUACCCUUCGCGAAGGCUCUACAUUUCCAUCUGCCUAUACUUUUGAUAGAGUAUUUCGGGGUGACUGCUCCACAAGGCAAGUGUAUGAGGAAGGAGCCCAGGAAGUUGCUCUUUCAGUUGUUAGUGGUAUUAACUCAAGUAUUUUUGCGUAUGGGCAGACAAGCAGUGGAAAGACAUACACCAUGAUGGGGAUAACUGAGUAUACAGUGGCAGAUAUAUUUGACUAUAUACAUAGGCAUAAAGAGAGAGCAUUUGUUUUGAAGUUCUCAGCAAUUGAGAUAUACAAUGAAGCUAUUAGAGAUCUCCUUAGUACAGAUUCUACUCCACUUAGAUUGCUAGAUGAUCCAGAGAAAGGGACAGUUGUUGAGAAAGUUACAGAGGAAACACUAAAGAACUGGAGCCAUCUAAAGGAGCUCCUUUCUGUUUGUGAAGCUCAAAGACAGAUUGGGGAGACCGUCCUGAAUGAGAAAAGCUCCAGAUCUCAUCAAAUUCUUAGAUUGACAAUUGAAAGUUCUGCUCGUGAAUUCAUAGGCAAAGAAAAUUCUACCACUCUUUCAGCAACUGUGAAUUUUGUUGAUUUGGCGGGAAGUGAGCGCGCAUCUCAGUCAUUAUCCUCUGGGGCAAGAUUGAAAGAAGGAUGCCACAUAAACCGAAGUUUGUUGACUCUGGGAACUGUUAUUCGCAAGCUAAGCAAGGGGAGACAUGGGCACAUCAAUUAUAGAGAUUCUAAGCUUACAAGGUUACUGCAGCCUGCUUUGGGUGGCAAUGCUAGAACAGCCAUUAUCUGCACACUAAGCCCUGCACGUAGUCAUGUUGAACAAACUAGAAACACUCUUUUGUUUGCUUGUUGUGCAAAAGAAGUUACUACCAAAGCACAGGUCAAUGUAGUCAUGUCAGAUAAGGCGCUGGUUAAGCAGUUGCAAAGAGAGUUGGCUAGAUUGGAGAGUGAGUUGAAAAGUCCUGCCCCUGCUUCAUCAACCAGUGAUUAUGCAGCAUUGCUUAGAAAGAAAGAUACUCAAAUACAAAAGAUGGAUAAACAGAUUCGAGAGUUGACAAAGCAACGGGAUCUUGCUGAAUCCCGGGUUGAGGAUUUGCUGCAAAUGAUCGAACAGGAUCAAAAUUCAAGAAAUGGGGCUGUGGUUGGUCCUCAUCCUAAUCAGCAAGCAGGGCAUUCAUGGGAAGAUGAAUAUGAAGACAGUGGGAGCAACAUGGCGGAGCCCUACCACCUUCAGGACAACACUGAUGACCAUUCUGUGUCUGAUGGCACUUCUUCAUUGAUGUCAAUUGGAAAGAAUAUUGUUAGAUCCAAUUCAUGUCAGAGUCUGGAGGAUACUGCUGUUGGACCUGCAGAAGAUUUUGAUGACUACUGCAAGGAAGUUCAAUGUAUUGAAAUGGAUGAGACAGCAAGAGAGAACAAGUUUGAACCUCAUUCCAUAUCAACUGGUGAAAAUGAAGCAACAUUAGCUUUGACAAUGUUUGGGGCAUCAGGGCUGCAAAUAUCAACUCCAACAAGUGGACAUAGAGAAGUGAGUCGCAUGCAAAAUGGUUUCACUUAUGAUAUGUUGGAGCAGAGACUGCAUCAUGUACAAAGGACCAUAGAUGCUCUUGUCAGUCAUGAACCUGAUGGGACAUCUCCACCAACCUUGGCAACUGAUAUGUCAAGUUCUAGAAGCAUGAAGUUAACAAGGAGCUGGAGUUGUAGAGAGAAUCUUAUGACUGGCUCUUCUCCCUACCUUGGGAAGGCAGAACAAAUUGAGAGCACCCCACCAAAUGGUUUUGACAAAAGCUUUUCUGGGAGGCCGGACAGUAUUCAGAGGAAGUUUCCUCCACUAAAUUAUGGUGCUGAUGCUGCAAGGUUAUCAAGAAAUGAUUCUCAGUCUUCUCUUGAUAGUGCCUACACAGAUGACUUCAGGUCACAAAGCAUCAAAACUUCUGCAGAUGGGGAUAUACCUAGCAUCCAAACUUUUGUUGAAGGACUGCAGGAGAUGGCCAAGCAGGAGUAUGAGAAGCACCUAGUUGAUGGUCAGGUACAGGGGACAGACCGAACUGCUCAUAAAUUUGAAAAGAACGCAAAAGAUGUUGGAUUGGAUCCCAUAUGUGAAGCACUAGAAACUUCUAAUGAUUGGCCACUGGAAUUUGAGAGGAACCGGAGAGAGAUAUUUGAACUUUGGCAUACUUGCAAUGUUUCCUUGGUUCAUAGAACUUACUUUUUCCUGCUCUUUAAAGGUGAUCCAACAGAUUCCAUAUACAUUGAGGUGGAGCUUAGGAGACUUUCCUUCCUCAAGGAAACACUUUCUCGAGGAAAUCAUUCUGUGGGAGCUGGUUGGACAUUAACAUUAGCAACAAGGGGAGACAGCAUCAAGGCCCUUCACAAGGAGAGAGGAAUGCUAAGCAAGCUGAUGCAGAAGAGGUUAUCAGAAGUAGAGAGAAAGAGAAUCUACCAGAAGUGGGGUAUAGGGUUGAACUCGAAACGUAGGAGGCUACAGUUGGCGAACCGCUUGUGGAGCAACACAAAGGAUAUUAACCACAUCAUGGAGAGUGCUGCAAUAGUUGCAAGGCUCGUAAGAUUUGUAGAACAGGGGCAAGCUCUCAAGGAGAUGUUUGGGCUUAGCUUCACACCCCCAAACACGAGGAGGAGGUCCUUGGGGUGGACAUAGUACAGCAAAUCAACUCUUUUAUGCAACCAGAGCAGUGAUUUGUUGAAAUCGAUAGGCCAUAUGGCAUUCUUACACGUUAGCUUGUGCCACGUAUAAAGUUGAACUCGGUUUUGCCAUUUUCUCUA
Messenger RNA from Hevea brasiliensis (rubber tree), 3636 nucleotides. Its product is annotated as kinesin-like protein KIN-7E. The transcript is spliced from 15 exons. Lineage: Eukaryota; Viridiplantae; Streptophyta; Magnoliopsida; Malpighiales; Euphorbiaceae. The record is from RefSeq and is a predicted model, not a curated record. The coding region runs from base 680 to 3511 and encodes 943 amino acids. Gene Ontology annotation, molecular function: microtubule binding; ATP binding; microtubule motor activity. Gene Ontology annotation, biological process: microtubule-based movement.